Lathyrus sativus (Indian pea) is the source of this 1638-nucleotide messenger RNA. NCBI's taxonomy places the organism in Eukaryota, Viridiplantae, Streptophyta, Magnoliopsida, Fabales, Fabaceae. The record is from the annotation of a GenBank genome assembly.
AUGCUCCCUCCCAAAUUAAUAAUGGCGUCUUCUUCUACGCAUUUUCUUUGCAAUUGCAUUCCUCCUUUCAAAUCCCCAACACCAUUCAACUCUCCAACAACACUAACCAGAACCCCUCCUCCUCCUCAUUACUUUCCACGUCUUCGACUUCGUGUUUCACUCAAAGCUUCUCCUCACAACAAGAAUCCCAUCACUGAUGAUGAUUCUGUUGAUACUCUACCCCCUAAACCCCCUUCUCUACUUCCUCAAUUCAGAAAUGGUUGGUUUAAAUUUGAUGAACUUGGAAUGGAGAUGCUGUCCAUUGCUUUACCUGCUGCUGUUGCACUGGCAGCUGACCCGAUUGCAUCAUUGAUCGAUACGGCGUUCGUUGGACACAUAGGAGCUGUUGAACUAGCUGCAGUUGGGGUUUCAGCUUCUGUGUUUAAUCUAGCGUCGAAAGUAUUCAAUGUUCCUCUACUUAAUAUUACUACAUCCUUUGUUGCCGAGGAGCAAGCGCUGAUUGGAAAGGAGGAAGAUUCUGGUGGGACUGAGGAAAAUGGCAUGUUCCAACGCAAGAAGCUCCUUUCUUCAGUAUCUACAUCUUUAGGACUUGCUGCGGCUCUUGGAAUUGCUGAAACUGUAGCACUUUCACUUGGCUCUGGCACUCUUAUGACUAUCAUGGGUAUAGCUGUUGACUCUCCGAUGCGAGGACCUGCCGAGCAUUUUCUUACAUUGAGGGCUUUUGGGGCUCUACCAAUUGUGAUUGCAUUAGCUGCACAAGGCACUUUUCGUGGAUUUAAGGAUACAAAGACGCCUCUAUAUGCCGUUGGUGCUGGAAACUUUCUUAAUGUCAUACUGGAUCCAAUAUUAAUAUUUCUUUGUGGUCUUGGCAUAAGUGGUGCUGCAAUUGCUACAGUGAUCUCUGAAUAUUUAAUAGCUUUUAUUCUUCUAUGGAAUUUGAAUGGUAAAGUGCUGCUAAUCCCAUUUGACUUCGACGGAAUAAAAUUUUUCAGCUAUCUGAAAUCUGGUGGUCUUCUAAUUGCCAGGACUUUGGCUGUGUUUAUAACUAUGACACUCACAACAUCUUUGGCAGCUAAGCAGGGCCCUAUACCUAUGGCAGGCCAUGAAAUUUGCAUGCAAGUUUGGCUGUCUAUUUCUUUGCUCACCGAUGCUCUGGCACUGGCUGGUCAGGCUCUUCUUGCCAGUAGUUACUCACUGGGAAAUUACGAGCAAGCACGCCUCGUCAUAUAUAGAGUGAUACAGAUUGGUUUAGGAGCUGGAAUCACUUUGUCGAUUAUCUUAUUUGUUGGGUUUGGAGCAUUUUCUACCUUAUUUAGCUCAGACUCGGAAGUUCUGGAUGUUACUCGGUCAGGUAUAUGGUUCGUUGCUGGAUCUCAACCAGUGAAUGCUUUAGCAUUUGUUAUUGAUGGGAUUUAUUAUGGGGUAUCAGACUUUGAAUAUGCUGCUUACUCGAUGGUGCUGGUUGGAUUAAUUUCUUCAAUUUUCAUGCUGGUGGCCGCUCCAGUAGUUGGACUUCCUGGAAUCUGGACAGGAUUGUUUCUCUUCAUGAUGUUGCGUGUUCUAGCUGGAGUUUGGAGAUUAAGCAGCAGAAGCGGCCCAUGGGAUGUGAUAUGGUAUAAAGAUGGAGCAGAAGACUGA